AGCAUAUGGCAUACAAUGUCAAGGAAAUCUACACCUGCUAGACAUACAAUGCAGUCCUGACAACCUAAAUGGCUAGCUCACCCCUUUCAGCACUUGCAUGCCUAUCCUUGGUGCACCACAGGGGGCAAACUAGCUUACACCAGCCGACUAGCAGGUUGCUGGCUCUUCCGGACUGCAGGUGUAAUGCAUACCACUAUAUUUCAGUCCAGACAGAAGCUAUACAGUAGAACUUUCCAGUGCUUGUGUCAUGGUGAGGAAUCUGCUUUUUAAGGAUCUGGGUGCGUUGUUGGCAUAUGGAUUUAUCUUUUUCUUCAAAGGCAUAAUCAAAAUUUAUCCUUGAUGCUGCAGUUGCAAGCAUAUCCAGUAGAGAGUAUGGAACAGGAUAUAAUUCUGGGUAGAAAUGGGGUUUCUUUUUUGUGCUCUUAUUGAAUAAGUAUGUUUGCUUCAGUAAUUAAUUCAGCAGAGAUAUAAUCCAGAUUAAAAUCAAAUGCUUAGCUUCCUUUGACCUAGAAUGGUAAUGGGAUUUAUUCCACCCACACUCAAAUUCAGAUAAACCUAGAAGCCAACAGAUGUAAGGGUUAUGAACAGACAGUUGCCUACAUAAGACGUUCACGGUGCUGUUUUGGCUACUGGAAUGUGAAUAUUACUAAAGAGUAUUUUGUACAGAUCCUUUUGUUUAAAUUAAAACCUUUUAGUUUUGUUCUUACCUUCUCGUGUCAUAAAAAUAAAGCAGAGAGGUGAGAGUCAUAUUUUAAAAUGGGAGCUUGCACGUGGAACCACCUUGAGAAAACCUGGGAACCGAUAAAGCUGGAACUUCCAGUUGUUUAAUUAUUUUAACACCCAUGGAAUUAUAUAUUUAUAAUAAAAAUAUGAAUGAUACAUCGAUGUAAAUAUGAUGUACUUUCUCAAUAUAUUGUUUUGGGGUUUUACAUCCUGCAUUCAGCAGUAGUGGCCUCAAUCUCAGAUUGGCUUCCUCCAGGUCCAGGUCCAUCCAGGCAUCCUCCCUUCAGGCUUGCACACCAUGUUGCAUGUGCUCCUCCGCUAAAAUACCAGCGGGCCUAUUUUCAUAGCAAGCAGGGUGGUGAUUUCAUGCUGAAGAGACUUCUCUGGGAUCAGAGUUAAGACUUCUGAGCCAGUUUAAGACAAAUGUUGACAAGUUAAAGAUCUCUGGAUUAAAACUGCCAGAAUUCCUGCUUUUUAAGAUGUGUGACUUGGGAAUUCUGGGGGUUGAAAUCCUGCAACCGUGAAUCGCACCAGGGUCGGUCCUGUUGCGUCAAGGCCCGGGAACCGAGCGCAGGAGGUUCCCGGCCUUUACAGGCCAUCCGCCCUGGAGGUGUGAGAGGAGAGCAAUGCGCGCGCUCCCCGCUGGCUCGAUGUUGACUUUCUUCUGGUUGGGCGGGACCAUAGAACGAACACGUGGCCGGGGGCGGGGCCGAGCUCAAACCAACACAAUAAACAGGGCGGAGCGUCCGGGGGCGUUGGCCAAUCCGAAGGCUGAAUGGAGUUACGGGAACCGAACGGACCUAUAGGAGCCGCCACGGGAUGUCGCUCCGCCGAGGCUGGCCAAUGAGGCCUCCGUUUCAGGCAAAGCAGAAUAGCGAGGAAAACGUCGAAGGAAACGUCAUCCUGGGGCUCGCCCAAUCAAUCGGUACGAUUACCGUGGCGAAGCGCCUACCGGCGACCGAGCCAAUGCCUGGACCGAAUGAGGGGGCGGAGCCGGUUGGUGUUUUCUGUUCCGCGAAGGGCCAAUCAAAGGAACGGGAGAGCGGAAGCAGCGCCUGCCGGCCAAUCGCUACCGCUCUGGGCGGGUAGCGGGUUGGGCUGCGGUCGCAAGGGGCGGGCUUGGCUGCGCAGAGUCUGUCAGGCCGAGGUGGGGUAAACACAGGCGGGCGCUGGGGCAGCAGCAGCGGCGGCGGCGUUCUUGCGGGGAAACGAGAGGACGAGCCGGCCAGCCCGGCAAAAUGGCGGCCGCCGCGCAGGUUUGCGAGAACAUCCAGAUGCUGCUGGAGGCGGCCGAGUUCCUGGAGCGCCGCGAGCGAGAAGCCGAGCACGGCUACGCUUCCAUGCUGCCCUACAGCGCGAAGGAAAGGGAGGCCUUGAAGAGGAGGAGCAGGCCGAAGAAAGGCGGCGGCGGCGGCAGCAGAUCAACACAUAAUGAAAUGGAGAAGAAUAGGCGUGCUCAUCUGCGAUUGUGCCUGGAGAAGCUUAAAGGGUUGGUGCCUCUCGGGCCAGAAUCCAGUAGACAUACUACACUGAGUUUACUAACAAAAGCUAAAUUGCACAUAAAGAAACUUGAAGAUUAUGACAGGAAAGCAAUACACCAAAUAGAUCAGUUGCAGCGAGAACAGCGGCAUCUGAAAAGGCAGCUGGAGAAACUGGGCAUUGAGCGCAUACGAAUGGACAGUAUAGGGUCGACAGUUUCUUCCGAACGGUCAGAUUCGGACAGAGAAAUUGAUGUGGACGUGGAGAGCACAGACUAUCUCACCGGGGACCUGGACUGGAGCAGCAGCAGCAGCCCCCCGAGCGAUUCCGACGAGAGGGGCAGCUUGCAGAGCGUCUGCAGCGAUGAGGGCUAUUCGAGCGCCGGCAUUAAGAGAAUAAAGCCGCAGAACCAUCUUAAGGCCUGCCUCAGCCUAUAAGGAGCCAGUAGCAUCCCCUCCCCUGCCCCAUCCACUGCUCUUUCCUCCUUGGAUUUCGCUAGGUAGUAUGUUGUUGGACCGCUCCACAAUUCUCUUGCACGUAAACUUCUUGUACCAUCAACAUUACCAAAAUCUGCUUUGCCUAAGUCUGAAAACAGUGCAUAGUGUUGUGGGUUACAAGUUCCUCCCUGGAGCUCACUUCCGAUGGCAUCCGCUAGCUUCUCUUUCCUAUCUGUACAUUCAUCUCUGUGAGACUGAACAUUCCAGCCAGAAUUCUUAGCCCCCAGAAUAUUGUUACAGUCACAGCCACACACGAGUUUUGGGCCUGUGCUGCAGUUGCUUAAUAUUCUGGGUGAAGAUCUUCACCCCGAGGUAGGAGGGCCGAUGGCGAUAGAUGCUGUUUGGAAACCAAAGCCAGACUAGUCUCCAGGUGUGACCUACUUUUUUUGACAUUCAUUGUAUCACAGCAGCAGGCAGAAGUUAAAAAUGAUACGACAGGCUUGAAAAGAACAUGUGUUUGUUAGGGAAUUGUGCAGUGAAUCUUUCUAGUCACUGUUAAAAAAUUAUUCUGAAAUGUCCCAAGUCAUUAUAGUAAUAAAGUAGCCAACCCUGAGCUUGGAAAUAGGCUUGAGAAAGGUAACUAAGAAGCUAAGUUUGGCAGAGGAAGAGCCGGCCGAGUGGAAUUGUACCGGAGGCUCUAAAUAGGAGUUGGGGGAUGGUUUUCUCUCUGAGCUGCCUAUCCCGGUAAGGAUCUCAAUAUUUUCACGUCAGAUGACCAAAUACGACACUUGCGCAAUCUUGAUUAUGUCAUCUUUGCAUUGAUAGCUGCACGUUCCUUUUGUUGCUAGCAACUCUUUGGGCUGCUGAGUUUUGCUUUUUGUCUCUGGGACAAUUCUUUCUACCUCAGAGAGAUGAACAAAGCUGAUCUCAACCCCUUUAGCACAAAUGAAUUAUGAUGCCUCGUUUGUAUACUUGGUACUAGUCCGACCUGUUUCCUUAAAAAUUAGCAAUAACUGAGUGACAAAGUUAGCUGCGCUAGCUUUCAAUUAAUGACUGAGGAGACGGCCUCAGAGUAAUUCCAUGGUUGCCCUCUUGGCAUUCUAGCACUUCUUUUACCAGAUGAAAUUCUUUGGGAGAUCUCCCAAUGUGCUGCGUGUGGUUUUGGUUUGGAUGUUGGAUGUUGGAUUUCUUCUCUGCCCCCUUUUUACCGUUUCUGCACUCCUGACAUCUGCAGCGUUUUUCAUCUAAGCUAAGUAGAGCACAUGCAAAUGUACAUAAUGUGGUCUAUAAAUAGUAUUUAUUCAUUUUUAUAUCAACCUAAUGUACUAUUCUUAUGAUUUUGUGCUUUUAUAGAUGAUUAGGAAACUUUGUAUGUCAAGGUCUAACGAACCUUCCUUUUCCCCUUCUUUUUGCUUUGAACUGCCCAGUUUAUUGGCUGCCAGUGACUUUUAACAAGAAUUCUUUGUAUGCAGCUAGUCUUUGCCCAGCACUUACAGACUGUCAAAGAGACAGUCAAGCAACUUCCUGCCACUUCACUCUCAAAGGGCUAUGUGGCAAGUUGCGCUUUACUAUGUAUUCCAUGUUUGCUUGUAUCCACUAGCAGAUAACCAAGCAAAUAAUAUAAAAAUGGAUUUAUUUUAAGAAAUAUUUUAAGAAAGUCAGUUUUUGACAUGGGAAUUGGGGCUGGUGGAUGGCUAAAGGUCUCCAUAUCAAUUUCUUGGAGCCGUCUCAAAACAAAACAAAAAACAAAACAGAAGGGAGAGAGCUGGAAUUCUUAGUGGUCGCGGCUGACUUCCAUUGGCCUCUUCCUUGCUAGACACUUUCCUGCGUCAGUCUAGCAGCUGGCUGGCAUCUAGGAGUCCCUGCUGAAAACCCUUCAGAGAGACUGAGCACCCAACCUGCAGUUUGCACCCCCUUGAUUUGGACAGGUUUCUUGUCAGAGGCCUUUGAGUUUCUCUCGUUGUUAAUGAGUGGCAUAAAAUUGCCUCUCACAUUCAACUCCAUGUUGUCAUCUUAAGAGUUCAAAGUAGCCUUUGAUUUGGAAGGUAUUUGAUAGGGUAAAAUUAGUAUGUUUUUCUUUAGAAGUAACAAAACUUACUGUGGGCUUUUUAUUAUUAUUUUUAUUAUAAUUAUUAUUGUGCCUUUCAUGAGUUACUGGCACAGUUUACUUCAGACCUCUCCUGGCCAGGAGAACCCCACCCCACCCCCCUCUGAAUAGAUGGAAGCUGCGGAUAUAUCCCUAGUGCAUUUGAGAAAAUAGAUUUUGGAGGGUGCAACCAUUCUCUUCUUUAGUAAAGUAUUUUGGACUAUUGUUGUCCUUCUUGCGAGCCAGUAAUUGAGCUUUGCACUUUCUGGAUGUGGUCCUUUCAAAAUGUGGGUGGUACAGAAAAUAAUUAUAACUCCAUAAAGGAUGCACUAAUUUCAGAAGCUAGAUUAAAGCUACCUGUGAUGUUUCAAAAACAUCUAAAUGACCAGAUGAGUUCUCCUAGAGGCUUUUAGGGCCUCUCCCGGUGUCUUGGUGAGGACUGGUCUUGGCUGCUCCAUACAUCUGUGGCUCUUUGGCCCAUCCCUGAGACAGUUGCCCCAUUGCACGCAGGCUCCAUAACGUCUGAACCCUGCCCAAGCACUGUGCCAUGAUUUUCAAUAGUGGUGUAGCUGUGGGUGAACGGCCACACCAGUUGCCUUGUCGAGGGAGAGGUGCCCUGGAACGGCCGUGCAGGCAGCAGGGACCGUGUUGUCCUGUUAGCAUGGAGACUGGGCCCUCUAAAUGCGACAUUCUGGUGGUGGCCAGACUUUCUGCCGCAUUCACUGAUCCACCAGCAUUAUUAUGUAAUAAGCUGCAGAAAAUUAAUUUUGUAGAUCAUUAAUGGGGAGCUGCGUUUCCGUAUCUGUGUUUACAGCUGGAAGUUUGUGUGGAUGUGCGUGUGCGUGGGUGCAUUUAAAAGAUCACACUGAACGCUGCGGCACUGAGCAACUUUUUUUGCAGACGGUACAUCCAGGGGAUACUUGGUUGGAAAUGGAAGUUGAGAAUUUAUGCUCUUAUUCAUCAAAAAUAAACAUGGCUGUCAGGGUGACAAUCUGAAAUAUCCCAAAAGUAUUGUCUUUACCUGGUGAAUCUUUUCCUGAGUGUUGAACACCCAGAAAUUUUAUUACUGUGUAUUUUUCUAAUAAAGCAGAGCUUUCAAGGUGCUGAUAGACACAUCUUGUGAACUUUUUUCCAGGGUUUGUGUGAAUACCUGUUUUGGAUUCAAAUUCAAAGCACUUAUUUGAAAUGUGUAAUUAGGUGCCACAAACAAGGUUGCAGAGCUCUGGGCAUUAGCAGGGUGUGCACUGCCAACUGCCAUUUUAGCACUUUGUUCCCGCAACGGACCCUUCUCUCUUUCCAGGUUCCCAGAAUCUCUCUUGCUUCUCUUUAGAACGCCAUUUCUGCCAUGAAGUUUACAAACACAGCCCGGAGGGGAGAGCCCUGUUGUGUUCUGGGAGGGAUGAAGGGGAGGGGGGGUAUUUUUAAGUGCUCACUGCCUAAUUAAAUUUUGGCAUCUGAUGUACAGCAAUAUAAUGGGACUCAAAGAGCCCUUUUGCCCCCUUGGUCACAAAUUCAGGUUUUGACACUUAACUGUAUUGGGACGAUUACUGCUUUUACAUAUCUAGUUAUUGCAUUUGCUCCCCAAUUACAAAUAGUAAGUUGCAUCCUUGGGUUUUUUCCCCUUCCUGUUAACACAAGUGGCUUUUUUCCUUUUAUGAUUACCUGAACUUCAUUGUACAACUAUGAAUCAAUGAUGCUUUUGUUUGAAAGAAUAGCUAUCCCAAAUUAUUGAGCAGAAGAAAUUUCUUUUUAUGCUACAAAAUGUAUGUAUCAAGAUUAUUUUAACAAACCUCUUUAUUAUUUUAACUGUAUUGUCCGGUUGAAGGACACUUGAAAGUCUCUUUCUCCCUGGCUGCCAUCUGCUCUUCCCUCCUGAUGGUCCCCCAAAUUUGAUUUGCUUGGGGCAUCUCUGGAUUUAGUAUUGUGCUGUUGUUUUCUAUUCGCCUGAACAUGCAUCAUCGAGUAGGUGCUCUGAACAACACUUUCUGAACUUUUGAAUUUGGUUUUGGAGUCUUCCAAAUUAUAACACAGCCUAAACAGGGAACAGCGAAGGGGGGGAAGGGAGCAAGGAUUCAGUUUCCAAAUGUAAAUACCACGUCAUUACAAAUCCUGUGUCAAGACCAUAUGAUGGUGCUUUUUAUUACAGUUAGCACAUGCAUUUUUAGAAAUUACAUGUUUUAGACAACCUUGCUGUGUAUAUGUAUACUUCUGUAUUGUUCAACUGUUAGAAAAUAAAUUAUUUGAUUAUUAAAAUUG
This is a messenger RNA of Ahaetulla prasina, 6981 nucleotides long. It is a transcript of the gene MXD1, whose product is annotated as MAX dimerization protein 1. The record is from RefSeq and is a predicted model, not a curated record. The transcript is spliced from 6 exons. The coding region runs from base 1962 to 2639 and encodes 225 amino acids. Lineage: Eukaryota; Metazoa; Chordata; Lepidosauria; Squamata; Colubridae. Gene Ontology annotation, molecular function: protein dimerization activity; DNA-binding transcription factor activity, RNA polymerase II-specific; RNA polymerase II cis-regulatory region sequence-specific DNA binding. Gene Ontology annotation, biological process: negative regulation of transcription by RNA polymerase II.